ACACCCUGCUUCCGACAUCCGUUCACCCUUCAUCAGCCCGCGUGCGCUCUCGUCUCUCUCCCGGUCUCCUCCUCUCCUUCGACGACAAGGCGGGCUACCGCCGCCGCCGCCCUACGCAGGUGCCGAGGCCUUCACCGGUCUCUUCGCCGUCGACGAGCACUCACUAGAGAUGCAGGAUAGAAUGAGACGGCAGGGGCAAUACGGUGAAGCAGAUAUCAACUCCAUGGUUGCUGCCCAGUUGCAUCAUUACCAGGCACAGCAAAGGGUACAGCAACACCCUGAGAAUAGCUACAGUGGAAGAGACCCUGCGCAAGCUUCUGGGGAGCAUCAGUACACUCCCCCGAAGGUGAGACAGAGUCAAUGGGAUCAAGGUGGACCAAACGUCCCAAGCCAGGUUCCAUCGUAUGCAUAUAACAAAGCCCAAGGUGCUGGAGGUGCGCAAUCCUUUUACGAUGGCAAGAGAUCUGAUUCAAAGGUUGGUCUAGAGAAGCAGCCCAGCAAGGAAUCUAGGGACCAACCUCAUAUUGAUCGGACUGAAACAAGAUACGAGAAUUAUAAUCUUCCUCGGACUUUUGAAGGUCUUGAACAAAGUUUUCACGAAGACAUUAUUUUGCUAUCCAAGGAACUACAGGAUGCAGAGGAUGCUGAAAAUUCUAGACACAUGGAGAGAUUGAAGGAGAUAAAUACACAGUACCAGGAGAAACUAUUAGCACUUCGAGCUCGGCAAGCAAACUAUAGAGAUGAGUUUCUGCGUAAGGAAUCUCUAGCACGCCAGCAGCAAUACCAGCAUGCCAGCAUGAGCCAUUAUGCCAAUAAUUCGGCAGCUGGGGAACAGCAUGGUUAUCACCCAACAGCCUUGCCUGGGGAGCAGCAUGGUUAUAAUCCAACACCUCCUGCUGCUGCUGGAGGUGCUUACGGAGAGGCUCAUCGAGGUUAUGCUUCUGGCCAGUAUGAAUCCUUCAGCGACCGUCCAGAUUACCCAGAGUUCCAUGGUGGGGGCAGAGGUCGUGGUCGUGGUUCUGAGCACCGUGGUCAAUACCCUGGUGGUCGUGCUUAUAACUCUGGUGGCCGGCGGUUCUAGGUAUGCCUUGAAGAACGAUCUGUCACUCUGUCAGGCGGGCUCAGAUCACCUGAUGGCAGUGUGCCGUGCCUUGCUGUACUCGAUGCAGAAUGCUUUAGAAGCUUGGUGUUGCAACCUCCUGGAAACCUAAGGGUUCAUAAAACUUGUUCUACAGUUCGAGGUUACUGGUAUGAGAGCAUUGAACUACUUUUAUGGUUAUGCCAGAGUUCAUUCUGGUUGUAGUUUGUAGACGAACGAGAGAAUAUUGACUUUGCUGUUUCUCUGCUAUUCAUGUUAUAUCGUCUCGGAAGCAAUAAAAUUUCAUCCUCUUUACUGGUAUCA
Molecule: messenger RNA, 1402 nt
Organism: Sorghum bicolor (sorghum)
Lineage: Eukaryota; Viridiplantae; Streptophyta; Magnoliopsida; Poales; Poaceae
Exons: 4
Coding region: 170-1081 (303 amino acids)
Source: RefSeq, a predicted model, not a curated record